Messenger RNA from Mycena citricolor, 868 nucleotides. NCBI's taxonomy places the organism in Eukaryota, Fungi, Basidiomycota, Agaricomycetes, Agaricales, Mycenaceae. The record is from the annotation of a GenBank genome assembly.
GAAAACUAUUCCAGACGCAGCCAAGUCGAUGGUUCUAACCUCAGUGAUUCCAUUCCCAGUCGAUGGACGAAGAUGAACUAGACUGCGACCUGGCGUAUCAGCUUAGGUCAUCACGUCACGUGUCAUCAGUGCCAAGCUCAGAAAUUGCCAAAUCCCAUCGUGAUCGAGCAAAUCGAAUUCCGUAUGCACUCACUUCGCUCGAACAUAAAGUACAUCCAGAGAAGAGACUCGGAAAGCGAAAGCCAAUUUCUACCAAUCAGCUCUGCGGGAUCCAAAUGAGACUACGAGAUUUAAUACCUCGCACUAGCCUUUGGACAUGGAACGAGGCAAUCAGACACUUGCAAAGCACGGCGUUGCUGCAACUGCGAUCUUCGAAUCGACGAGGACAGCGCCAGCUUUCCCCGCACCCGUUUUGGUAAUACACUUUCCAUUCUGGGAUAUUUGAAAUAGGACCGGCGGUCAUUGGAUCCCAACGUCCCUUUGAUAUUUCGAAUCUGUUGUGGUUGCAGCAUAGCGGUCGCAGUGCAAGCUUGACCUUGCCGCUUAAAGAAACCGAAGCGCCAAAGAGCAACUACACCCCAAACGGGAUGAGCAUUGAGUGGGGGAUGGAGAUGACGGCCAUUGGGACGAGCAGAUGUCCUGAAGCGGUCGAAUGAAAGCACCAACGACAGCUGCUUCGUCCGCAGUUCCGGGAAAUAAGUAAUGUGGUGGUGGUGGUGGCCAUGGAGAUGUUGCCGAGAGGUGAGCCAAAAGAUGCCGGGCUUUCCAUGAGGAGCAGAUUUCGAGAGUAAGCUGCACACGCGCUCUACUGUAGACCGAUGGGACUUGCGGCAGGAUUUGCGAUGAGCGUAGUUAGAGUGUAAUUGUA